This is a messenger RNA of Eucalyptus grandis, 2730 nucleotides long. Its product is annotated as probable cyclic nucleotide-gated ion channel 20, chloroplastic. NCBI's taxonomy places the organism in Eukaryota, Viridiplantae, Streptophyta, Magnoliopsida, Myrtales, Myrtaceae. The record is from RefSeq and is a predicted model, not a curated record. Gene Ontology annotation, cellular component: membrane. Gene Ontology annotation, biological process: transmembrane transport; monoatomic ion transport. Gene Ontology annotation, molecular function: monoatomic ion channel activity.
UCGUACAAGAAACGAAGCCUCCGCUCUGUCUCCAUUGAUAUUUCUUCCCUCGCAUUAUCUUCAUCGCUAGAACCGCAGAUCCAGAUAAACCAGAUAAAAAAAGACGAGCCUCUUCGGCUUGGAGACUUCAAUUAUUGAGCUCACGCUCUCUCCGGUCGCCGCUGCUACCCAGCGAGAGCAGCAGGCUAGACACUCCUGUACUUGUUCCUACUUCAUCGCUUUGAGAGCUGAUCGUCCUUCGGAGGGUGAAGUUGGUGUCUUGCGCUUGAACUUUGCGUAUUGGCUUUAUUUACAAUGUGAAAUGGCCCGUAACGAAAGCGAUGAAGUACCGAUGCUGUCUGAAACGCACCAGCAAUUAUCAGAUGAUUAUAACAGUUCUCAACCUCGGUCACGUAUAUCUAGGACCCGGAGUGUGUCAAUUUCCAUCCCUACGAGCUCCAUGGAGUCAUACGAGAGUAUAACGAGUCGAGCAGGUUACACUGGACCUUUAAGGAGUGAAAGGAGGCCACCUUUCUCGCUAACGAGUGGCCCGUUACGCAAUCGCUUACCUGAAAGUACCUUCUGGCAUAACCCCGGUGCGCCUGGAAGCACGGGAGUGGAGUCGCAACAAAUGAAAGAAAAAUUCCCUUCUUUUAGCAUAAAGGAUCGUAUUGACUCCGCAGAUGACGACUAUGGUGCUAAAAAUGAGCAUUUACUGAGGUCCGGACGACUGGGGAUGUGCAAUGACCGUUACUGUACAACUUGCCCCUCACAUUGCAAUAGAAGGGCGCAACAAACAAGUUCUGAAAGUUCAAGUAUAGCUGAUACCCGGUUUCACAAAGCUCUUUAUGGGGAUGCCAAAAGUUGGGCAAGGAGGUUCUUUACUUAUGUCAGUGCCCACAUUCCUGGCGUUAUAAAUCCUCAUGCUCAAGCUGUCCAGCGGUGGAACAAAUUUUUUGUCAUUUCUUGUGUGGCGGUCCUCUUUAUAGACCCAUUGUUUUUGUUCUUGCAGUAUGUACCAAAGGACUAUGCGUGUCUAAAGUUAAACAGGCCCAUGACAAAAACACUCGUUGUUUUCAGAAGCAUGACGGACCUCAUGUACCUAUUGCACAUUCUUCUGCAGUUUAGGUUGGCUUACGUAGCUCCUGAGACCAGAGUGGCUGGUGCUGGAGAUUUAGUUGACCAUCCAAGAAUCUUUCUCCAUUAUCUGCGAGGAUAUUUCUUGUUAGAUCUUUUGGUUGCAGUUCCACUUCCACAAAUAUUGAUAUUUUCUGCAAAGAGUGCAAUGACACUUUUACGCACAGGUGUUCUUAUCCAGUACAUUCCCAGAUUAUAUCGAGUUUUGCCCUUACUUGUGGGUCAGUCUCCUACUGGCCUAACUUUUGAUUCAGCAUGGGCAAAUUUUGUCAUCAAUCUUAUCAUGUUUGUGUUGGCUGGCCAUGUCGUUGGAUCAUGCUGGUACUUUCUUGGGCUACAGAGGGUUAAUCAAUGUCUUCUGGAAGCAUGCAAACCAGCCGGCCUGUGUAGCUUUAUGGAUUGUGGAGAUGGAUCCCCAAGAUGUACUAACUGUACAACAAAUCCGAAUGCUACUCCUUGUUUUAACUCCACUGAUUUUGGCUAUGGAAUUUAUCAAAACGCUGUUAAUCUUACCAAAGAGGCAAACGUGGUCACGAGAUAUGUGUUUUCGUUGUUUUGGGGAUUCCAGCAAAUAAGUACUCUAGCUGGAAAUCAAACUCCAAGCUACUUUGUUCCAGAAGUCCUGUUUACCAUGGGCAUUAUUGGAUUGGGCCUCUUGCUGUUUGCUCUUCUCAUUGGAAAUAUGCAGAACUUCCUCCAGGCUCUGGGAAGAAGGAGGCUAGAAAUGUCAUUAAGGUGUCGGGAUGUUGAGCAAUGGAUGAGUCACAGACGCUUACCUGAACAGCUAAGAAGAAGAGUACGCGAAGCUGAGCGAUACCAUUGGGCUGCCACUAGAGGAGUCAAUGAAGAAAUGCUUCUCGAGGAUUUUCCUGAAGAUCUUCAGAGGGAUAUAAGACGCCAUCUCUUCAAAUUUGUGAAAAGAGUGAGAAUAUUUGCAGUAAUGGAGGAUCAUAUCGCAGAUGCAAUUUGCGAGAAGUUACGGCAAAAAACAUACAUCAAAGGAAGCAAGAUCCUGCAUCCUGGUGUUCUUGUUGAAAAGUUGAUUUUCAUUGUCCGCGGGAAAAUUGAGAGCAGAGGAGAAGAUGGGGUUACAAGUUUAUGUGAAGGAGAUGUAUGCGGGGAAGAGCUUCUAGCUUGGUGCCUUGAGAGUUCUUCUGUAAACAAAGAUGGACGAAAGAUAAGACCACCUGGAAACUGGUUGCUGAGUAACAGGACGGUGACAUGCGUGACAAAUGUUGAAGCCUUUGCACUACGAGCAGAAGACCUUGAAGAAGUCACCAGAAUAUUUGCAAGAUUCCUGCGCAAGCCAAGAGUUCAAGGAGCCAUAAGGUAUGUAUCACCAUACUGGAGAGGACUUGCAGCAACUCGCAUCCAAGUCGCUUGGAGAUACAAGAAGAAACGACUAAGUCGUAGCGACACUUCCCCGUCACAGCAUCCUUCACAUUAGCAAAGUAUGUUGAUGGUAUUAACUACAUUCCUCUGCUAUCUGUAUUUAUACUAGGUUCCAGUUGCAUUGUGACUGCAAACAAUGAGAGAAGACAUAUUGGAAGCGCAUGAUGAAAUAGGCAUGUAAUUUAAGUUGUGAUAUCUGAGAUGUAGAUUCUUCUACAAAAA